Solanum lycopersicum (tomato) is the source of this 636-nucleotide messenger RNA. RefSeq lists its product as uncharacterized. Gene Ontology annotation, biological process: intracellular protein transport; endoplasmic reticulum to Golgi vesicle-mediated transport. Gene Ontology annotation, cellular component: endoplasmic reticulum membrane; endoplasmic reticulum. The record is from RefSeq and is marked validated. NCBI's taxonomy places the organism in Eukaryota, Viridiplantae, Streptophyta, Magnoliopsida, Solanales, Solanaceae.
ACGAAGAAGAAAAGAAAAAAUUACACCAAAAAAGAGCAAAAAUGGCGUUGCAAUGGAUGAUAUUGACGUACGUGGUGGCAGCAGAGGCAGCAAUAGCUAUUCUGCUAACAUUGCCAUCUCCUAAACCUCUCAAAUCUCGUUUUGUUUCACUAAUUUCACUUGCCCUUCAACCCUCUCUUUUCGUCGUCCCUUUCUCUGUUUUUCAGCUCCUCGAUAUUUAUUGGAAAAAUGAGCAUCGAUUGAUGUGUACGGGUGAGAUUUGCACAGCUUCCGAGAGGGACCGCUAUGAGAAAUCGAUCUACAAGGCUCAAAGAAAUGUGAUCCUAUGUUUAGCGGCAUGCCUUCUCUACUGGUGUAUCUAUCGUGUUUGCAAGUACUACAAGGAGAUACAGAGCAUUGAAGAAGUAGAAAAGAGAUACAAAGACCAGUAGCUGUCUAUCUAUGCACCAAUCAUAUUAUUCAAGGCUACUUGUAGCUGAAGUAACAUCUACACCAUGCAAUGUUAACAUAUUAUGAGUCUUGUGUUUGCUUUACAAGCCAUCAUUAUGAAUCUUUUACUACUACAUAUUGAAAAGAGUUUGCGAAAGAGAAGAAAGUCUUAACAAUAUAUGGAAAUUUCUUUAUAAUUCACUUUCC